AUGUCGUUGCGCAAGCUCGACAUUGUAUGCCACCAAGGGCUCCAGCACUAUAACAAGUGUCGCGAAUGCAUCUUCCAACGAAUGCAACGCCUGCAAGACGAGGCGGGGCUCAUGCUUGCCCGCUCCUGCCCACACCUCAUCGAGUUUGGCUCGCUCCGCAAAUGUUCGUCCCGUUGUAGUGGAGGAAGCAAGUUCAGCCCUUUUUGGAGGAUCUGGGAAACGCUGCCGAAUAUUCGCACGGCCACUCUCCAAGGAUACUAUUUCCGCAGUUGCGGCAUCGAGCCUCGCGUGCUUGAUCGUUUGAAAGCUCUGGAGUCGGUUCGGAUUAAGGAUAUGUUAGAGCAUGCUGCGCUUCUCGGUCCCGUCGUCACGAGCAUAUCAGAUCGAUUCCAACGCAGUGGCGACGAUCCCAGUAUACGCGCGCUUUCAAAAUGCGUCGGAUUAUCUGACUUGCGGCUAAGCUUAAGGCCUGACGACCGCGACCUUCGUGCGCUCAAUCAUGCAGUGCACUUCAUGCCGGUACUAAAGUACUUGAGUCUCAGAUGGGCUUGUGGCCUGCAAGGAACGAAUUUCUUAAAGUGCAGAUAUAUCAAGACAGCUCGAGAUGGGAACAUCAGCACAGGUGUGGCCGUCUUCCCAGAGUUCCAUGUGGAAACGGUUGAGUCAGUCAUGCAGCUUGUGCGACAGACGCCUGUAUUGGAAAGUUUGGAGCUUUUAGAUGUGCGCAUUCCCACAGAAGGGGUUGUCGAUGUCUUGAGGCAUCUUGGAAAUCGGUUGAAGCAUUUUGGAGUCUCUUUGAGCAGACAGGCCGACUCGAGUUUCGAGCGCUUCCAAAUCCUGAUUGCGACGAUUUGUAAAUAUAACUGUAGGUUGGAGUCGGUCUCAUCGGGGCUACGGGGUACGGCAGCAAAUGCGCUUUCCCUGCAAAAUGUCAAAAGGGUGCAUCUUUCGGAAGCCAAUGUGGGCCUUCUCGAAGAACGGAAAGGAAAGCUGGAUGAAAUGUUGCGGUCCGUGAGCCGGUGGGUCCCGUUUUUGAACCCGAGCAGUCUCAAAAGCUGGUUAGAUGAUGUGUCAUGGAUUGAGGUCAAGUAUUCUGCUGUACAUGUAUGGUAGAAGUACAGCUAUGUAGACAGCACGUCCUACUUCCCAUCAGUGCGCUGCAGCAUUUGGCGAAAGGCAGCAGUUGAUGGUUGGUCCGAAGGGUAAAGGCAGGGCGGCACAAAUGAACUAGCAGGUUGCGUCUACAAAUGAAGUCGUAGGCUGCAGCCCGCUCGCUGCCGAGAUGGAUGGUGACCUCGGCCAGAACCAGUGGGUACACUUAAGGAAGAUUCUGUACGACUAGGAGAUGCGGUAAUUGACACCCAGUACAGGUGACUACAGCAUUCGGACGUGGGCAGCUCAACCUCGGGAAUGCACCAAGGGAGCAUGUAAAGGCACAGAACGGUACGGUACUAUUGUACACUUGAGACGAAUGUACGGCAUGUGCCGUGCAUCGGGCGAUCAGAGGAGGAGGCGGGAGGUAUGAUGAUGGCAAGAUUGGGAAGAAGGUCGGAUGCCCAAAGAGAAACGGGGGAAAGGUACCAAUCAAACUCGAUACUGACGAGGAGCGUCUUGCCCAGAAAGGGGGUUAGGGCACGUUCACGCCGUUGUGGUAGUUGAAGUAGUGAAGUAUCAUACGGACUCCAAGGUGUGGUAAUUCACCAACCAUUGUUCAAUUUCAUAAAGUUGCAUUUGCAUGAAGGAUUUGAAA
Molecule: messenger RNA, 1750 nt
Organism: Chondrus crispus (carragheen)
Lineage: Eukaryota; Rhodophyta; Florideophyceae; Gigartinales; Gigartinaceae
Exons: 2
Coding region: 1-1113 (370 amino acids)
Source: RefSeq, a predicted model, not a curated record